This is a messenger RNA of Rhizoctonia solani, 1476 nucleotides long. RefSeq names its product Zinc finger, FYVE-type protein. The transcript is spliced from 6 exons. Lineage: Eukaryota; Fungi; Basidiomycota; Agaricomycetes; Cantharellales; Ceratobasidiaceae. The record is from RefSeq and is a predicted model, not a curated record. Bases 1 to 1476 code for a protein of 491 amino acids. Gene Ontology annotation, molecular function: metal ion binding.
AUGAACGGCACUGCAACGCCCGUGACUGUCUCGUACAGACCGUAUCAGUCGAAGCGGCAUUCGCGCAACUCGUCUGGACUGGGGAGCAGUGCAGGGUUCUCGCCGCCUGUCACCCCGCCAGCAAGGUCGCCUGGGCCAUAUGAGUCUCCGAGCACACCUGAGCACAGGGUGUAUGGCAACACAAAGUACCUGGCUCCUCAUCAUCAGACAACGCCCACUGUCACUGUUCCCUCCCGAUCGUCGCCAUCUCCCUCUCCCUCGCCGUCGCCCACAACGCCAGAGGCCACUCAGGCGCCGAACCCAAUCGAGACUGCAUACAAGUCUGCAUACACAGAGCAAGCGCCGGACACACAGACACUGCCUACGCCAUCUCCCACUCCCGAGCAGCCAGCCUCUACCGAAUCGAGCUCGCAGCCGACGUCGCCUCUGACGCAGCUCCCAGCGCUUCCGGCCUCACGCCCCGGCUCAGAGACAGCUGGGCCUUCGUCUCCUGGGCCUUCAUCCCACUCCAGCACAGCCCCAUCUCCACGUCCUACGAUCGUACAGAGACCCGGCUCGCGUUUUCGCGUAGUAUCCACCCGCGGUCUGAGCGCGAACACUCAACCCGCCAGGCCAUCUCCACUCCGCCCAGCCUCCCAUCUCUCCCCUGGGCCUCUACCCCUACGGCACCAACCCACACACACACUUUCAAAUGCAUCCACGCCUGUAUCUCCCUCACCGGUUCCAAGUUACCAGCAUCGGUCAGCGCUCCUGUCCCAUUCAACGAACGUCUCUCCCGGAAACAGAAACAAACCUCUGCCAGCUCCUGGAUCGGCUCGCCCCUCGAGAUCCACGACCCCCAUCUUGACCCCUGUACCAGCUCCGAGGUCCACCACUCCCGUUGCUGCACCGAGUCCGACUUCCAACACUCCAGUUCCCUAUGCUGUCUUGUCCCGCACUUCGUCCGCCUCUCCCGUCCCUACGAACAUACCAGGAGUGAAUUCCCCCUCGAGACCCGCGCCCUACCGAGCCGGGUUCCAGCCCAAAGGUGUCUACAGACACCGAACAGAGGAAUUUGAAGCCGCUCGUGCCAAAAAAGUAGAUGGGAAACGAACCGAGGAGAAAAGGCUGACAAGGCGAUUGGAAAAACUUAUUGACCUCCAUUUCUCGCCGAAAGAAAAGGACGAUGCUCCUCCUCCUCCUAAUAGACGAUCCUCUUCCUUUUUUGACGACUUGGCCGAGCUCAAGAAUAAAUCUCCAAACGAACUUUGGAGAGGCGUCGUAGAGAGCAAGGCGGCUCAACAGGAAAGAGCCAUCAGGACCGCCGAACAGACCAUCACUAAAUGGGAGGACGACAAGGACGUUUCGGCCUGCCCUAUAUGCACGACAUCAUUCCACCCCCUCACCAACCGCAAACACCACUGCCGACUCUGUGGUCGAGUCGUAUGCUCCCUUCCUCCCAAACCCCCCACCGCCCGAUCUCGUGCUCGCUCUUGA